UGUUUGUUUGUCAACAAAAUAUGACAUUUUAGAAUAUUUGCUACGGCUAAAGGUUACUAAAAAUCUAUUGAUAUUUAUUUGCAUUAUACAACUUUAUAUAUUAAGAUAAAAUGGUUUGCGAUAAAUGUGAAAAGAAACUCGGACGCGUCAUAACACCAGAUCCUUGGAAGGCGGGAGCGAGAAACACAGUAGAAUCUGGAGGCAGAAAAAUUGGGGAGAAUAAGGCUUUAACAGCUAAGAAAGGACGAUAUAACCCGUAUACAUCGAAGUUUUAUGAAUGCAAGAUAUGUCGCACCAAAGUCCAUCAAGUCGGUUCACACUAUUGUCAAGCCUGUGCAUACAAGAAAGGUAUCUGUUCAAUGUGCGGAAAAAAAAUAUUAGACACAGCAAAUUACCGACAGAGUUCCACUUAGUCAUAAGAUUUUAAAAUGGUUAAUACUACAUUUUUGUAUAAAAUUAGUAUUUAGUACUAAACCCGGUCACCACAGUAUAGUGAAUUAAAUGCAUUUAAACAUAAUUAUCUCUGUUUUUCAAAUUAAUUAUAAACAAGUUACUCUCCAUUGUCAUUUUGAAAACUAACAAAAAAGAACCCAAUCUCUGCUUGUAUAGAAACAGUGAUAAAUUUAAAACAUUAAACUAUUUUUUACAUAUUAAAGUCCGACGGUAACGAAGAGUAACUUCCAAGGAAGUGUAUAAAUCAAACUACUUAUAUACAUUAUUCCGACUUAGAAGAGAGAAAUGCUCUUAUGAGCACUUUUGAAUCGUCAUUAUAAGAUUGUAAUUAAUACAUAUUUUUUAAUACAUGUUGUAAUGUAAAUAUUUUAAAUAAAUAUUUAAUAAAUG
Nymphalis io (European peacock) is the source of this 843-nucleotide messenger RNA. RefSeq names its product cysteine-rich PDZ-binding protein. NCBI's taxonomy places the organism in Eukaryota, Metazoa, Arthropoda, Insecta, Lepidoptera, Nymphalidae. The record is from RefSeq and is a predicted model, not a curated record. Gene Ontology annotation, biological process: cytoplasmic microtubule organization. Gene Ontology annotation, molecular function: PDZ domain binding; microtubule binding. The transcript has 2 exons. Gene Ontology annotation, cellular component: dendrite. Bases 111 to 413 code for a protein of 100 amino acids.